Molecule: messenger RNA, 2520 nt
Organism: Adineta ricciae
Lineage: Eukaryota; Metazoa; Rotifera; Eurotatoria; Adinetida; Adinetidae
Source: the annotation of a GenBank genome assembly
AUGAAUAUCACAAAGCCACAAUAUCUGUUGUCUGUCAUCAAGUUCGUUCGAUGCUCCGCUUCUUCGCAAGCUCUCGCAAACGAUUUGAAAGGCAUUGUUGGAAAUGACAACGUUUCAAGCACUGCCGCUGUUCGAGAACAACACAGCCAUGACGAAUCUUAUCAUGCGAGUCGUGAACCUGAUGUAGUUGUCUUCGCACAAAGUACUGAUCAUGUGUCGCAAGUUGUGAAAUAUUGUGCAUCGAAAAAGAUUCCUGUCAUACCUUUCGGAACCGGUACUGGUCUCGAGGGUGGUGUCACAGCUCCUCAUGGCGGUGUGUGUCUGAAUUUGACGGAUGGUAGUGUCAUCAAAACAUCGGGUCUGAAAGGUCGCAGCCGAAAAACAUCGGCGGGAUAUAAUUUAACCAAUUUGUUUGUUGGGCAAGAAGGAACACUAGGCAUCAUAACUGAAGCAACUCUGAAACUGCAUGCACCGCCUGAAGCGAUCAUGCAGAGUGGUUUGCCAGUAGCGCGAAUCGAAUUUCUCGAUGAAAAGAUGGUCGACGCAUGCAACCGUUUCUCGAAGUUACAUUUAGAUGUUGCACCAACGCUGUUUUUGGAGUUCAAUGUAAGCAAACGAAACACUGAAGCCCAAAGAGAAUUAGCUGAGGAAAGAUGUAAAUCAUAUAAUGGUUUGAAAUUCAAUUCUGCCACCGACAUUGAUAAACGUAAUGAGCUGUGGAAAGUAAGGCAUAAUGCAUCGUAUGCUGCUCAAGCUGUCAGACCGAGAUCGAAAGGAUACGCCACGGACGUCUGCGUACCAAUUACAGCGUUGUCUGGAAUGAUUUCUCUUGCAAAACAUGAACUGCAUCGAUUCGUACUUGGGCAUGUUGGUGAUGGAAAUUUUCAUGUUAUUCUACUAGCAGAUCCGGAAAAUAUAGAAGAGAUCAACCGUUUACAUGAGUUUUCUCAUAUUUUAGCAAAAGAAUCCAUACGUGUGGAUGGUACGAUUACAGGCGAACAUGGCAUUGGUCUUGGAAAGAAACAGUUAUUGAUGUCGAUAUUAGAGUGGACAAACAUCGUAACCAUUCCAUAAAUGAAUCUUUUCAAAGUUCGUGCUACAUCAAUACCCAAUGUUCUUCGCAAGUUCGCCUAUCGCCAGGCUUCAUCGCAAGCUCUCGCAAACGAUUUGAAAGGCAUUCUUGGAAAUGACAACGUCUCAAGUACUGCCGCUGUUCGAGAACAACACAGCCAUGACGAAUCUUAUCAUGCGAGCCAUGAACCUGAUGUAGUUGUCUUCGCACAAAGUACUGAUCAUGUAUCGCAAGUUGUGAAAUAUUGUGCAUCGAAAAAGAUUCCUGUCAUACCUUUCGGAACGGGUACUGGCUUAGAAGGUGGUGUAACAGCUCCGCGCGGUGGUGUAUGUCUGAAUUUGAGUAAAAUGGACAAGAUUGUUUCUGUCAAUGCCGAAGACUUUGAUUGUACUGUGCAAGCUGGUGUCACCCGAAAUGCACUCAACUCCUUCAUUCGAGAUACUGGUCUCCAGUUUCCCAUCGAUCCCGGUGCGGACGCGUCUCUCGGUGGCAUGUGUGCAACUAGUGCGUCGGGAACGAUGGCUGUUCGAUAUGGAACAAUGAGAGAAAAUGUGAUGAACCUGGAGGUGGUGCUAGCGGAUGGUAGUGUCAUCAAAACAUCGGGUCUGAAAGGUCGCAGCCGAAAAACAUCGGCGGGAUAUAAUUUAACCAAUUUGUUUGUUGGGCAAGAAGGAACACUAGGCAUCAUAACUGAAGCAACUCUGAAACUGCAUGCAACGCCUGAAGCAGUGUUGGCAGCAGUUGCUCCGUUCAAAGACUUUCAGUCAGCUGUGGACGCGACUGUAGCGAUCAUGCAGAGUGGUUUGCCAGUAGCCCGAAUCGAAUUUCUCGAUGAAAAGAUGGUCGACGCAUGCAACCGUUUCUCGAAAUUACAUUUAGAUGUUGCGCCAACGCUAUUUUUGGAAUUUCACGGCAGCAACAGUAAUAUCGAAGCUCAAGGGCAAUUAGCAGAGGAGACAUGUAAAUCAUACGAGUGUCUGAAAUUUGAUUUUUCAACUGAGCCCGACAAACGCAAUGAACUGUGGAAAGCAAGACACAAUGCAUGGUACGCGGCUCAGGCUCUUAAACCAGGUUGCAAAGGUUACAGCACUGAUGUCUGUGUUCCAAUUAGCGCUUUACCGGGGAUGAUCACAUUCGCUAAAAAUGAACUGAAACGAUUGAAUCUAUUAGGACCUAUAGUUGGCCACGUCGGUGAUGGAAACUUCCAUGUAUUUGUAAUAGUUGACUCAAAAAAUCCGGAAGAAAUCGAACGAGUUCAUGAAUAUAGUCUGGCUUUAGCAAAAGAAUCAUUACGUGUGAGUGGAACAGUGACCGGUGAGCAUGGUGUUGGACUUGGAAAGAAAGAGUUGUUGGUCGACGAGUUCGGACAAUCAGGAAUCAAUACAAUGAAGGCUAUUAAAAAAGCUCUCGAUCCGUUGAAUAUUCUCAAUCCUGAUAAAGUUAUAUAA